CAGAAACCCCGAGCUUCCUCUCCGCAGAUGGUGUUCGCUUUCGGGCCCUGACAUAGCUUCCGAGGCAUCUGACCCCACCUCCCCGCGCCCAAGGGAGAACAACGCCCCCACUCCGCUCCCGCCUCCGCCCCGCCGCGGGCCUCUCGGGUUACCCGCUCCCCGCUUUUCCUAGAGAGCCGGGCAGGUCCGGCCGGAGUGGCCCGGGCUCCGCUCUUCCCGGGAGGAAGCCUCAUUUCGUAACCCGCGUCUCCCGAGGGAAACGGGUCGGCUCUCGAGCGCUCGGGCCGCAGCCUUUGGCUCCGGCAAUUUCCCUUCAAGCCAUUGACGAUUGAGAAAGGCGGGAGAUCACACCAUGCCAAAUCUACUGAGAGCAGUGGUGACCGGCUGUUCAUGCUCUGUACUUAACAAUUUGGGGUCCCAUAAGGUUCUACUUGGGAAGACGAAUUUCUUACGAACAUUUCACACGCAUCAGGCACUGCGGUGUAAAUCCCCUGUAAAACCAGGUAUUCCAUACAAGCAACUAACUGUUGGAGUCCCCAAGGAGAUUUUCCAAAAUGAGAAGCGAGUGGCCUUGUCUCCUGCUGGUGUGCAGGCCUUGGUCAAGCAGGGUUUUAAUGUUGUAGUGGAAUCAGGUGCAGGCGAAGCUUCCAAGUUCUCAGAUGACCACUACAGAGCAGCAGGAGCCCAAAUCCAAGGGACAAAGGAAGUGCUGGCUUCUGACUUGGUGGUCAAAGUACGCGCCCCUAUGAUGAACCCGACAUUAGGGGUUCACGAAGCUGACCUUUUAAAAGCCUCGGGAACACUGAUUAGUUUUAUUUAUCCAGCGCAAAAUCCAGACUUGCUAAGUAAACUGUCUCAAAGAAAAAGCACUGUUCUGGCGAUGGACCAGGUCCCAAGGGUCACCAUUGCUCAGGGGUAUGACGCUCUGAGCUCCAUGGCCAACAUAGCUGGUUAUAAAGCUGUUGUCCUAGCAGCUAAUCAUUUUGGACGGUUUUUUACUGGUCAGAUCACAGCUGCUGGAAAAGUUCCUCCAGCUAAGAUCCUGAUAGUCGGUGGUGGUGUGGCGGGGCUCGCCUCUGCGGGAGCAGCGAAGGCCAUGGGUGCGAUUGUCCGAGGAUUUGACACCAGAGCUGCAGCUUUGGAGCAAUUCAAGUCCCUUGGUGCUGAGCCCUUGGAGGUGGAUCUGAAGGAGUCGGGUGAGGGCCAAGGAGGAUAUGCCAAAGAGAUGUCCAAAGAGUUCAUCGAGGCUGAAAUGAAACUCUUUGCACAGCAGUGCAAGGAUGUGGACAUCCUCAUCAGCACAGCCCUGAUUCCAGGUAAAAAAGCCCCUGUUUUAUUUAGUAAAGAAAUGAUCGAGUCAAUGAAGGAAGGUUCUGUUGUUGUGGAUUUAGCUGCUGAGGCCGGAGGAAAUUUUGAAACCACUAAGCCGGGGGAACUUUAUAUUCAUAAGGGAGUUACUCACAUAGGCUACACAGACCUCCCCAGCCGUAUGGCCACUCAGGCCAGCACUAUGUAUUCCAAUAACAUUACCAAACUCUUGAAGGCCAUCAGCCCUGACAAAGAAAAUUUUUAUUAUGAAGUGAAAGAUGACUUUGACUUUGGUACAAUGAGUCAUGUCAUUCGAGGAACUGUGGUGAUGAAGGAUGGCAAUGUGAUUUUCCCAGCUCCAACACCAAAAAAUAUUCCUGAAGAAGCCCCAGUAAAGCAGAAGACAGUGGCUGAGCUGGAUGCUGAAAAAGCAGCCGUUGUUACUCCAUUCAGGAAAACAAUGACGACGGCGUCUGUGUAUACAGCAGGUCUCACUGGGAUGCUGGGUUUGGGCAUUUUGUCUCCCAGUCUGGCCUUUUCUCAGAUGGUGACCACAUUUGGCCUGGCUGGCAUUGUGGGGUACCACACUGUCUGGGGUGUGACCCCUGCCCUCCACUCACCGCUGAUGUCUGUGACUAAUGCGAUCUCAGGUCUGACUGCCGUUGGCGGGUUGGCAUUGAUGGGGGGACAUUUGUACCCUUGUACAACUUCUCAGGGUCUUGCUGCUCUUGCAACGUUCAUUUCCUCAGUCAACAUUGCAGGUGGCUUUCUGGUGACUCAGAGAAUGCUGGACAUGUUCAAGCGUCCCACAGAUCCUCCGGAAUAUAAUUACCUGUAUCUGCUCCCUGCUGGUACCUUUGUGGGUGGAUAUCUAGCUGCUCUCUACAGUGGUUAUAACAUUGAACAAAUCAUGUACCUGGGCUCCGGCUUGUGCUGUGUCAGUGCCCUGGCUGGCCUUUCUACACAGGGAACGGCUCGUCUUGGCAAUGCACUGGGCAUGAUAGGAGUUGCUGGUGGCCUGGCAGCCACUCUUGGGGGCCUCAGACCAGAUCCGGAACUGUUAGCUCAGAUGUCUGGAGCAAUGGCAUUGGGAGGUGCCAUUGGACUGACAAUUGCCAAGCGGAUCCAGAUUUCCGAUUUACCUCAGUUAGUCGCUGCUUUCCAUAGUUUAGUGGGUUUGGCAGCUGUACUCACUUGCAUAGCCGAGUACAUUGUAGAAUAUCCACAUUUUGCUAUGGACGCAGCAGCAAACCUCACUAAGAUUGUGGCCUACCUUGGCACUUACAUUGGUGGAGUUACCUUUAGUGGGUCUCUUGUUGCCUAUGGAAAGUUACAGGGUCUCCUGAAAUCCGCCCCUCUGCUGCUGCCUGGGAGGCACGUGCUCAAUGCAGGCUUGCUGGCUGCCAGUGUGGGUGGGCUAAUCCCUUUUAUGAUUGACCCAAGCUUCACCACUGGGAUCACUUGUCUCGGCUCUGUUUCUGCCCUCUCAGCCAUCAUGGGUGUGACUUUGACCGCUGCCAUUGGGGGUGCGGACAUGCCCGUCGUCAUCACCGUGCUGAACAGUUACUCAGGCUGGGCUCUGUGCGCCGAGGGCUUCCUGCUCAACAACAACCUCCUGACCAUCGUGGGCGCGCUCAUCGGCUCCUCCGGAGCCAUCUUGUCAUACAUCAUGUGUGUGGCGAUGAAUCGCUCUCUGCCUAACGUGAUUCUUGGAGGCUAUGGUACCACAUCAACAGCUGGUGGGAAACCCAUGGAAAUUUCUGGCACACAUACAGAAAUCAACCUUGACAAUGCAAUUGACAUGAUUCGGGAAGCUAAUAGCAUUAUUAUUACUCCAGGUUACGGCCUCUGUGCAGCCAAAGCUCAGUAUCCUAUCGCUGAUUUGGUCAAGAUGCUUACUGAGCAAGGCAAAAAAGUCAGGUUUGGAAUUCAUCCAGUUGCAGGCCGAAUGCCUGGUCAGCUCAACGUACUUCUGGCUGAGGCAGGGGUGCCCUACGAUGUUGUGCUGGAAAUGGAUGAAAUCAACCAGGAUUUCCCAGACACAGAUUUGGUCCUUGUAAUUGGUGCUAAUGACACUGUUAAUUCAGCUGCUCAAGAAGAUCCCAACUCUAUCAUUGCAGGCAUGCCUGUCCUUGAGGUCUGGAAAUCCAAGCAGGUCAUUGUCAUGAAGAGAUCCUUGGGUGUUGGCUAUGCUGCAGUGGACAAUCCAAUCUUCUACAAACCUAACACAGCCAUGCUCCUGGGGGAUGCCAAGAAGACAUGUGAUGCCCUGCAGGCAAAAGUUAGGGAGUCUUAUUCCAACUAAAUGCUGACGCUCCAUCUGGUGUCUCGUGGAGGCCUUCUUCAGUUGUAGGACAUGCAAGUAUUGUAUGAGUGCAUGUGCCACAGGGAAGUUCUUGGAAGAAGAGGAGCACUAAAGAGAACCUGGGAAUUCAAGGGAGAUUUUCAAAAGCAAUGAGCCAUCAAUUUAAAAAAGUAAUUGAAAAAUUUAAAUAUCUGUGUAUAUUUUUUGUGUCAAAAAGCGAAAGUAUUUUACAAAAGCUGAAAAAAGUGCCUUAUUUUAGUUGUGAUCCUAUUGGAUUUUUAAGUUCCCUUUCAGUAGCCAGAAAUGACUUCAGGGGUUACUGUUUAGGAUCUCAGGAUUUAUAUUAUUUCCUUGGUCUAAAAACAUUACAUAGCAUAAACAUUGCAGGCACUUGCAUUUAGUUCUUCUCUGAAAAAGCAAAUCUGACUGAUUUGAAACUUUUCUCAAAUCCUGACCUGUCCCCUUGCAUUCUGAGAAUAGUCUGAGUUGAUCAUAUCAAAUAUGUUUCCGUUUUUCAGACUGUACUUCAGAUUUUAGAUUUCAAGAAUAUAUUUUCUCACUUCUAUUUUGAUACAUAAAGGAGAUGCUGGAAGCAAUUUUACAUAGAAGGAGUAGGUAAACUUCAGAGGUGCUGGAGACAAUAACUUGCUUCAUAUGUUCAAUGAAACAUGUUCUGGAAAUUAAUAUUAGUUGUAUUUUUGAAAGCCCUGUUUCUAAUUGGAGAGCUUCUUAAAGUUGAUAAUGUGUAGGCCUGUAUUCAAAACACUUGAAUGGAACCAGCCUUUUGACUAAUAAACAAGCUUAUGAUGAUCACAAA
Messenger RNA from Jaculus jaculus (lesser Egyptian jerboa), 4430 nucleotides. RefSeq names its product nicotinamide nucleotide transhydrogenase (gene Nnt). Lineage: Eukaryota; Metazoa; Chordata; Mammalia; Rodentia; Dipodidae. The record is from RefSeq and is a predicted model, not a curated record. Gene Ontology annotation, cellular component: mitochondrial inner membrane. The coding region runs from base 353 to 3613 and encodes 1086 amino acids. Gene Ontology annotation, molecular function: NADP binding; NAD binding. The transcript has 22 exons. Gene Ontology annotation, biological process: NADPH regeneration; proton transmembrane transport.